Molecule: messenger RNA, 2346 nt
Organism: Prunus armeniaca (apricot)
Lineage: Eukaryota; Viridiplantae; Streptophyta; Magnoliopsida; Rosales; Rosaceae
Source: the annotation of a GenBank genome assembly
AUGAUACUGAAAGCUAAACUGUUGAAUUAUCGAGAUGAUUUCAGUCUUGGAAGGAAAAUAAUAAUUGCUUUUCAGACCCUUGGGGUUGUCUUUGGUGAUGUUGGAACAAGUCCAUUGUAUGCCUUCAGUGUCAUGUUUAAAAAGGCACCUAUUAAUGGAAAUGAGGAUGUUAUUGGAGCAAUGUCACUAGUUCUAUACACCUUAAUCUUGAUCCCCCUGCUUAAGUAUGUGCUGGUUGUUCUUUGGGCUAAUGAUGAUGGUGAAGGUGGUACAUUUGCUUUGUAUUCAUUGAUCUGUCGACAUGCUAAGGUCAGUCUUCUUCCAAACCAGCUUCCGUCAGAUGCCCGGAUAUCAAGCUUCAGGCUAAAGGUGCCAUCUCCUGAACUCGAAAGAUCUUUAAAAAUCAAGGAAAGGCUUGAGGCUUCUCUGACUCUGAAAAAGCUUCUUCUGACAUUAGUGCUUGCUGGUACUGCUAUGGUGAUAGCUGAUGGGGUUGUUACACCAGCUAUGUCAGUAGUGUCAGCUGUUAGUGGUCUAAAGAUUGGAGUAGAUGCAAUUAAGCAAGAUCAAGUGGUGAUGAUUUCAGUUGCCUUUCUUGUAAUUUUAUUCAGUGUACAGAAAUUCGGGACAAGUAAAGUUGGCCUGGCUGUAGGCCCUGCCUUAUUCAUAUGGUUUUGUUCCCUUGGGGGCAUUGGGAUUUACAACCUUGUUAAAUAUGACAGCAGUGUGUUGAAGGCAUUCAAUCCUGUUCACAUCUAUUACUUCUUCAAGAGGAACUCGACUAAGGCUUGGUAUUCUCUUGGGGGUUGUCUUCUGUGCGCUACAGUGCAAUUUGGAAGGCCAAAAUACCUCGUGAGUUAUGGGGGUUGGCCUGGAUUAUGGCUCAUGGUAGGUGCUGUUGAGAAGAGUUCAGGUCAGCUGUUGCUCCAUUGUCCUAUUGCUUUAACCUUGUGGAGAAGAGUGUUUAGGGAGGCCCAUUUGAGUUGGGUGAGGGCGAUUCCAGCUUUGUGUGUUGCAUUAUUGUGUUCUGAGGCAAUGUUUGCGGAUCUUUGCUACUUUUCUGUUCGAUCAGUCCAGCUUACGUUUGUGCUUCUUGUUUUGCCAUGCCUUAUGUUGGGUUAUUUGGGUCAAGCUGCAUACCUUAUGGAGAACCCAGAUGGAGCUGAGCAAGCUUUCUUUUCUUCUAUUCCAAGUGGUGUUUUCUGGCCCGUGUUCCUCGUUGCUAAUAUUGCUGCAUUGAUUGCUAGUCGUGCAAUGACGACGGCCACAUUUUCAUGCAUAAAACAAUCGAUGGCACUUGGUUGUUUCCCUCGCCUUAAAAUCAUACAUACCUCCCGGAAAUUCAUGGGGCAAAUUUAUAUCCCUGUCGUGAAUUGGUUUUUGCUGGUGGUUUGCCUGGUAUCUGUCUGCACUAUUUCAAGCAUUGAUGAGAUUGGAAAUGCAUAUGGCAUUGCUGAGCUAGGAGUGAUGAUGAUGACGACCAUUUUAGUAACAAUUGUUAUGCUUCUUAUAUGGCAGAUAAACAUCAUCAUCGUGCUGAGUUUCAUAGUAAUUUUCCUGGGGUUGGAAUUGACCUUUUUCUCCAAGCUUAAGUAUGAAACUGAAGUCAAGCAAAAGCUGUCAAUGGAUUUGAUGCGGGAAUUGGGUUGCAAUCUUGGGACAAUCAGAGCACCGGGAAUUGGCUUGCUUUAUAAUGAGUUGGUGAAGGGAAUACCAGCAAUUUUUGGCCAUUUUCUAACCACACUUCCGGCAAUCCACUCGAUGAUCAUAUUUGUAUGUAUAAAGUAUGUUCCAGUUCCUGUAGUGCCUCAAAGUGAAAGGUUUCUUUUCCGGCGUGUCUGCCCAAAAAACUACCACAUAUUUCGUUGCAUUGCCAGGUAUGGCUACAAGGAUGUUCGUAAAGAAAGUCACCAGACGUUUGAACAGCUACUAAUUGAGAGCCUUGAGAAAUUCAUUCGUCGGGAAGCUCAGGAGCGGUCACUAGAGAGCGAUGGGGAUGAUGGUGAUAUAGACUCUGAGGAUGUGACUUCGUGCUCAAGAGUUCUCAUAGCUCCCAACGGAAGUGUCUACUCACUUGGUGUUCCUCUCCUGGCUGAGUACAAGGAGUCAAGCGAGCCUAUAUCAGAAGCAAGCACAUCAGAGGAGGUGAAGUCAGGGCCUCCAGCAGACCAGACAGCUUAUGAUGCUGAGCAGAGUAUUGAGAGGGAACUAUCUUUUAUACGCAAGGCCAAAGAAUCGGGGGAGGGGGAUUGCCAAUUUGAGCGUGCCCCAUUCGCAUCUAAUGCAGGUUGGGAUGACAUAUAUGGUUUGAAGGGCGAUUUUGCUACGGAAAUAAGGCAAAUCUGA